AUGGCCACCCGAAUAAUGCAACCUGCACGAGCAACCACCACCACGACGACAGCCUCCAGCAGAGAUCCAUUGUUUGAUGUUGAUCAUGCCAUGAACCCAUAUCGAUUAUCAGGGAGCAGCACACUUGCUCUAGCCGAAUUUUUAGCAUCCACAGGUCCUGAAGAAUUCGCAAACCGUGCCUCUAUGAUUCAUCAUCAUUCAUCCAACAACGAUGACGAUGAUUACAGCAAUCAUCGCAAGAAACAAUUGAGUCUAUUUCGCAAGUUUCGUAGUAGUAGUAAUAAUAGGCGUCAAGGAUCAUCAUCAACAUCCAAUCCACCACCACCACAACAACAACAACCAGCUAUUUCCAGUUUGAGUGAUAUUGUAGUGGAUCAUUACCAUCAUCGAAUGCCUACCAGGAGAAAAGCAAAUACACCACUGCUAGCACGUAGUGGCAGUGGACAACGUUUAGCACCACCCACACCGGCAUCUACUUUGGCAGGGGCCAAGCACAUCCCCCUAUUGCCUGCAUCUUAUGAGCCCAUGCUGAGAGAUUCAGGUGUUUACAGUGUUGGCAGCAGCACACACCAUUCAUCAUCCUCAUCCUCAUCGGAACAUCCAAAGGCGGAUAAUAUGCAACCGUGCACGUCCACUACUAGUGCUACUACGACGACUUCACCGAUCCAGGAUGAUCUGCAAUUAUUCCCUAUGCCACCACCCUCCGUACCCUCCCCACGCAUGUCAACCCUUUCUUCUUGUUCCAAACAACAAAAACGGCAUUCCAUUUUCAAAUCAACCACAACCACCACUCGUAGUAGUAGUAGUAGCAGUAAGAAUGAUACAACAUGCCCUCAUUGUCGACAACAUGUGACCACCAACAUGGAGGUUGAAGAACGUAAAAGACGCCGGUCGUCGUGUCCACCUGCCCUGGCUGGCGGUUUCAACAUGGAUGGGAGCAAGUUACUUGAACGCAUUGCACAACUUGAAGCCAUGUUGAUGCAAGAACGGCUUUCUCGAAAACAAUUGGAGGACUUGGUAAAGCAACAUUUGCAGCAAAAGGAUGGCAGCAACACAUGA
Messenger RNA from Lichtheimia ornata, 1059 nucleotides. RefSeq lists its product as uncharacterized. The transcript has a single exon. The record is from RefSeq and is a predicted model, not a curated record. The coding region runs from base 1 to 1059 and encodes 352 amino acids. NCBI's taxonomy places the organism in Eukaryota, Fungi, Mucoromycota, Mucoromycetes, Mucorales, Lichtheimiaceae.